Messenger RNA from Brenthis ino (lesser marbled fritillary), 1980 nucleotides. The record is from the annotation of a GenBank genome assembly. NCBI's taxonomy places the organism in Eukaryota, Metazoa, Arthropoda, Insecta, Lepidoptera, Nymphalidae.
AUGAAGUUUAGAGCAAUAAUAUUUUUGUGCAUAUUAGGAUUUUCCUUACAGCGAUCUACUCCAGAAGAUAAUAGUUAUGUUGCAGCCGUGGUGGAGUACCAAGUGCAGUCUAACUCGGCCACUAAUUUACAAAAUUACAUGAAAAUAAUAGGAGAUGCUGCUGAGCAGAAUGCUGAUAUCAUAGUAUUUCCUGAAUUAACGAUCUCCAGCCGCGACAGCGUAGUUGUGCCAAUCAAUGGUUUGCUCAAGGAACACCCUAUUCCAGCGUUACAACCUCAAUUAUUCGACGAGGUCUUAGUAUCAAUAUCGUCAGCUGCGCGGCAUCAUCAGAUAUAUGUAGUGAUAAACGUACAAGAGCUUGUAAAUUGCACAGUAGAGGCAACCGGGGAGAGCUGCCCUGAAGAAAAAAUUUACUUGUUUAACACCAACGUUGUGUUUGAUAGGGCUGGUGCAGUUAUCGACAGAUAUCGCAAGAUAAAUCUCUUUGGUGAACACACUCGUACACCAGCUUUGACUCCAGACUUAGGUAUCUUUACUACAGAUUUUGGUGUCACUUUUGGUCACUACAUCUGCUUCGAUCUAAUGUUCCAAGUGCCUGCGGUACAAGUUGUGCAGAAGUAUAAUAUAACUGAUGUCAUUUUUCCUACUAUGUGGUUCUCCGAAAUGCCUUAUCUAACUGCUGUGCAAAUCCAAGAAGCAUACGCGUACGCAAUGAAUGUGAACUUCUUAGGGGCUGGCGCGAAUAAUGUGCGAGUUGGAAGUGCAGGUUCAGGAAUUUAUUCGGGAAAAGCUGGAGCUUUAGUUAGCAUUAUGCCAGGAACACCAACAACGAAGUUACUCGUGUCGCGAGUACCCAAAGUACCUGGUCAGGUGGAAGGUGACUACCCAGGACCAAUAAACGACGAUCCCUUAGUGCUAGACAGUUUAGUGCUGAUAAGUGAUCCCUCGCUACCAUCGUACGUCACGCGUCUUAUUAAGCCAGGUCUCGAGGAAUUCGCGCUGAUAGACAAAGACGUUUUUUGCCGAUUUAAAAUACAUAUGAGCGAAAGAAAUAGUGACACGGCGCCAUAUUAUAGAGCAGUGGCUCAUGAUGGAGUGAACGUGUACGCGAAGCGUCCAGUCGGUACUGUGGGAUGCACUAUAGUCGCUUGUAAGACUGAAGAUAUCAAAAGCUGUGUUUAUAGAUUUCCCAAUAACGGAAAAAGAGAGAUUACAGCGUUGGAAAUUCAAAUGACGUCAUACAGCAAACAUUAUAACAGGACAUUGAAAUGCGAAGACAUAGCUUACUAUCCGCUUUCACUUAGAAACAAUAAGUUUCCUUUAAGUCCCAAGAACUUUACUUUUAAUGAACAAACUGUGCAGAAGUAUACAUACAGAGCAGGAGCCUUCAGCGGCGUGCGGUCAUAUAGCGGCGUAGCGACGGGAGGCACCAGAGUCUGUUCAGUAUUCGCUUGCACUGGAAAUACUAUCAACACUUGUGGGCAAAGAUUCUCAAGAUUUUCAUCAAAUACGGCCGCUGUUUUUGAAGAGCUUAAAAUAACAGCAGCGGUACCAACCCCAAAACCAAAUACAGACCUUUCAGCAAACAAUUCAACUUAUUUUCCUUUGUCUCUUGACAAGACUAUUAAACCAUUAAAACCUGAGUAUUUCAAUUUUAGCUCAGUAUCAUUUUUCGACACAUUAUCAAUUUACACGUUGGAAUUGGUGAAAUCUGCACCUGAUUUAUAUUCUUUCGCUAUUUGGGGAAGAGAGUAUACUACCGAUGAUGAGGAGGUAUCUCCGCCAAGAGAACACGAUGAAGGAGCUGAUGACAGUACAACAACUACACCUGCUCCAGAAGACGACGCACCAGACAGCUCCCGUUACUGGAUCCAUCUGCACUAUAUCUCCAAACAUCACAGUCUUCAGUUUAUAAGAGACGGGUACCUACGGGAGUGUAGACAUCUAUUAAGUUGGUACUACUUAAGAAUCUCGUCGAAC